Alosa sapidissima (American shad) is the source of this 1218-nucleotide messenger RNA. Its product is annotated as B-cell receptor CD22-like. Lineage: Eukaryota; Metazoa; Chordata; Actinopteri; Clupeiformes; Clupeidae. The coding region runs from base 1 to 1218 and encodes 405 amino acids. The record is from RefSeq and is a predicted model, not a curated record. The transcript has 5 exons.
AUGAAUGUUUAUGUCCCCUCAGGCCUACAGGUGAAGGAGGAGGCUGUUGCAGGGAAACAGAAUCAGACUAAACUGACCUGCAGCACCUUCUGCGACUUGAACUCUCACCUUCAGUAUGUCUGGUACAAGAAUGGACAGACUCUACAAGACAACACCAAAGCCUCCAUACUACUGGACUCAACCAGACCCUUUGAAGUUAACAGUUACCACUGUGCUGUCAUAAGUGGAGGCUAUGAGGCUCAGCGUUCUCCUGCAGCAUGUGUUCCAGAUAAACAGUGUUUGGCUGUGAACUGCUCUUCCAAUUACAUCUGUGCAUUGUUGGGAUCAACAGUGAACAUCUCCUGUGCUUCCAAACCUCCCAGGGAACACAACAUCAAAACAGCCUUCUGGUUUAGCAACAACAAAUCUAGCACAUCCCCAGGAGAUCUGAUGCUGGACGAAGAGUAUGAGAAUCCUGUGGAGUAUCUUCAGGACAGAGGACAUUUCACCCUCAGACUGAAGGACAUUACAAAGAGUCACGCUGGAGAAUAUGGCGUCAGGAUGACCACAGAACAGGAACGCAUUUUUUGGGGGUUUCCAAGAGUCAACCUGUCUGUUACUGCUCUGCAGGUCAUGACUUCUGCUGCAGUGACAGAGGGAGAGAGAGUGACACUGACCUGCAGCACCACCUGCACUCUGAGUGACCACCCCACCUUCACCUGGUUCAAGAACUCUCUCAUCCACAAGCACACCUCUGACAAGAACCUUCACUUUGACCCAGUCCAAGAGCAUGACUCAGGCAAUUACUCCUGUGCUGUUAGAGGACAUGAGAGUGUCACCUCGACUGAUGUCUUCCUCUACGUCAAAUACGCACCAAAGAGAAUCUCUGUGUCUGUCAGUACUGUCGGUGACAUGGUGGAGGGCCAUUCAGUGACUUUGACCUGUAGCAGUGAUGCCAACCCACCAAUACACAACUUCACCUGGUACCAGACCGUAGGAAAUGACACAGUUGUCCGAGGUGCAGGGGAGAUGGUUACCUUCACUCUGUCUUCUGGUGACAGUGGGCUCUACCAUUGUGAGGCGCAAAACGAAGUCGGAUCUCAAAACUCAACUGGAGUUGAAAUUACUGUGGCUGGUAACACAUUUCUGACUGCAGUGGUGUGUAGUGCAACAGCUGCAGUAUUGGCUGUUGGAACAUUUAUAGCAGUCAUGGCUCUUGUCAGGUAUCAAUGCACUUAG